AGCAACCCGAGCGGAACGGGAGCGCGCGUGGUGUCUCCGCCGCAUAUGACGUAGAAUAUUUUGUACAGGAGCGAGCCUUUUAGCAGCCCUGUGUUGGUGUUGGAGAGAGAGAGAGGGGUAAAAAAAAAAAAAAGUCAGUGCAGCUAAUUUCACUAUUAUUUGUGAACCUAGUGGGCAGUGCCUUGGUCGAGUUGAAGGCUGCUUUAAACAUGUCGGAGGACAACGACGAAACCCAGACCGCAGAGGAGACACCGGUGGAGGAGACGGAGUCACAAGACAAGGUGAUCAGUCCAGAGAAGGCAGAAGAAGCUAAGCUGAAGGCCAGGUACCCAAAUCUGGGGCAUAAACCCGGAGGUUCUGACUUGCUUCGCAAACGCUUGCAGAAGGGGCAAAAAUACUUUGACUCUGGCGAUUACAACAUGGCUAAAGCGAAGAUCAAGAACAAGCAGCUGCCAACAGCUGCACCGGAGAAGACAGAGAUCACAGGGGACCACAUCCCCACCCCCCAGGACCUGCCCCAAAGGAAACCCUCUCUGGUGGCCAGCAAGCUGGCCGGCUGAUCCACAUGUGUCCUUACGCCCUCCCCCCUCCCUCACUCUCCAUAACCCUGCUCCACCCGAGCCUCAGAGCUGUAACAUUACCCACUCAUGCACCCCGACCCUCUUUCCACUUCACACCAGCCUGGACAAACCCAAACAGAACCAAGCGGUCAGCGAAGUGGCCGGCUGAUGGCUUCUUAUCGUUUUUCAUUUCAGCCAUUUCUGGUCCAGUCCCUUCUGUUUCCCCUUUUUCUUCCCUCCCCCUCUUAUAUUUUCAGUCUACUUCAUGUAAGAUACAGAGAGAGCGUGUUGAAUGGUCUGUGGCGUCCCUUUGUACAGUAGGACUACUGGGUUAGGACGGGCGAGCCACAGAAGCUGCAACACGCAUAUCUGGAAUGCUUUAGCGUAAAGUUCAGGGUUCCUCAAAUGAAGAUGAUUUAUGCCUGUAGCUGUACGCCUGUAUAUAUUUGUCCAUGUUUGGCACAGGGAGAGGAGACGAAAUCGGCCCGUUCAGAACAUUUUACAUCCGAUCGGCGAAUUUUUCCAUUUGUACGUUUGCGGGACGAAACCCUCCAACCCGGAGGAAAAUCUUUGUUUAGACGUUUUACUUCCUUAUUCGAGGACGUGUUUGGACGAGAAGGUCACACGGAAGCGCAUGCAUGGGAUCCCUUAACGCAAACUUCACCGCUUUCCCCACUUGGUUUUAUUCUAAGAAAGGGCAGGCGUCGAGGCAGACGAUGCGGUGUACAGACGCGCUCGGUGAUUCGUUCAGGACGAUACAAGGAGAUGUGUUCGCUUCAAGACUGGAGGAAGAACUUGUUGGGGUUUGGCUUGUAUUUGUCAGGUGCAGCUGUGUUCCUGCUGAAGGUUACAGUUGUCAUGAAUGAAUCAUUGUGCUUAAAGAAGGGGAGGUGGAUGGGUGUGUGAUACAUUAAAGAUAAAACCCUGUAACUAUGUGGGCAACCAGUCUGUCUAUAGAUAUAUAUAAUAUAUAAAAAAGUGUCCUGGGAAUACAUAAUGUAAUAAGUUAGGCAGGGUAAUUAUAGGUUGCAGUUUUAUCUUCAAAAUGUUCUCAUCCCUAUGUUGUGCUUUUUGAAGCGUGAUCACUGAUCAGGGAUGCUAGCGUGACAUCUGUGUGAGCUCUGCAUGUAUAAUAUGGCUGCCCUGCUGUCACAAUGUGCCAUUUUGUUUUUGUAAAUAAAGUAGUUUUGCACAAAUGUU
Messenger RNA from Poecilia reticulata (guppy), 1760 nucleotides. RefSeq names its product cAMP-regulated phosphoprotein 19a (gene arpp19a). Gene Ontology annotation, molecular function: protein phosphatase inhibitor activity. The record is from RefSeq and is a predicted model, not a curated record. Gene Ontology annotation, cellular component: cytoplasm. NCBI's taxonomy places the organism in Eukaryota, Metazoa, Chordata, Actinopteri, Cyprinodontiformes, Poeciliidae.